Messenger RNA from Brettanomyces nanus, 762 nucleotides. RefSeq lists its product as uncharacterized. The coding region runs from base 1 to 762 and encodes 253 amino acids. The transcript has a single exon. NCBI's taxonomy places the organism in Eukaryota, Fungi, Ascomycota, Pichiomycetes, Pichiales, Pichiaceae. Gene Ontology annotation, cellular component: TIM23 mitochondrial import inner membrane translocase complex. Gene Ontology annotation, biological process: protein import into mitochondrial matrix. The record is from RefSeq and is a predicted model, not a curated record.
AUGUUUAGAAGACAGAUUUCAUUAUGUGCUAAAAGAAAUAGUCCAGUUGUGGAAUUGUUUGCCACGUCGACUCUGGGGGGUAUCACGUAUAGGAGACUAUUCUCUACUAGUAUGGCAGGCUUGAGCGGCUCUUCAACGUACAAUGCCAAAAGCAAGGCGCACAAGUCGAUUACAGAGCGAAUCAGAAGUGGAACAAAGUUUCUUAUAUCUUCUGCCAUUGUUCUAGCGGCAUUGGGAGUCACGACGGUUUCCCUUUACUUGGUUUUCAAAGAGUUGUUCUCUCCCUCGGGUGAAACUCCUACAUUCAACAGAGUUGUUAACAAAAUUGAAAAGAAUCCUGAGUGUAUGAAAUUAUUGGGAUAUUCAGAUGAUGAGAUUGCCAAAGGUAGCAUCAAGUUGAAGGCCUAUGGAGAUGUUCCUCAGGAUAGAUGGACCAGAGAUAGACCCAUUAGGGCUACCCAGUAUACUGCCAAGGAUGGUAGCGAACGUCUUUUGAUGAGGUUCUUUGUGGAGAGCAAAUAUAAAGUUGGUGUGGUGAGAGUGGAGGCUAUCGAGCAGAAUUUGUUAGCCCAAAAAUUCAACUAUAUUACGUUGGACGUGAAAGGUGAAAAGAGGUACUACCUCGAAGGUAUGGCUCCACAUUCCCCAUCCUUCAAGCAACCAUUCAGUCUUUUUGGAAGUGGUAACGGAUUUCUGGGUGUAAAAUGGGGACCUCAAAAAAAGGACGAUAAGGGGGAAGAUAAGACUAACCAAAAGAAGUGA